AUGGACCGCAACGAGCAACAAUGGGCAGACCUAUGCCGGCAGGUGAAGGAUCAAGUUCCACAUGAAAUAGGAGAAGAGUCCUGGUACCUCGUGAUUGCUGCAGCUCUGGGCGUGUCCCCAGUGCCAAGCGCACCCGCGGCGUUUUACACAUACCUCACCAAGAAUGACCCAUCCUUCAGCUCGGAAAAAUCCAAAGAAUAUCUCAGUCAAAGACUACGAGAUGUAAUUUUGAAGCUCCUCGCUAUCGUUGGAGGUCCGCAAGUCCUCUCAGUGCUCAUCCCACUUGCGGCUGCGGAAGGCGAUGUCAAGUCGAGAGCUGCUUCGAGCGCCCUGAGCGAGAAAUGGAGGGCUGACAAAAUGAAGGUCCCUGCUAUUUACGAGCGAGGUCAAGCGACGAUCAACACGAUCUACGGCGCCCCGCUCUUGGAGAAUAUCUUCGAGUCCUUCGGAAGCCACAGAGAAGAUGUCAAAUUUAAUGAGAUGUACACCCUCUACGGCCUUUACCUCUCAGACUUUGAGGUAUUGACACCCCUCGAGACUGAGGCGGUGGUAUACUCUUCGAUCUCCUGUCUGGGGUUGGGAGGCCCAGGAAACUGGCAUUUGAGAGGAAUGGGCCGUUUGCUAGGUGCAAGAGGGACGGAUGAUCAGAGCGAGAAGAUGAGAAGAGUGAUAACUUUGUUGAUGAAUCUGAAGCAAGCGGUGGUAACUGUUGUAGAAUUCGUGGGAGACGAAUUCAAGGCCAGAGCACACCUCGACAAGUGGGCCGAUCCUGCAACUGUGGCGAAUAAGUUGGGUGGUUGGGGCGACGAUGAAUAG
This is a messenger RNA of Penicillium daleae, 816 nucleotides long. RefSeq lists its product as uncharacterized. NCBI's taxonomy places the organism in Eukaryota, Fungi, Ascomycota, Eurotiomycetes, Eurotiales, Aspergillaceae. The transcript has 3 exons. Bases 1 to 816 code for a protein of 271 amino acids. The record is from RefSeq and is a predicted model, not a curated record.